GAUAAUGAUGCUGUGGGGUAGAUCAUACCCAACCAUGCUAGCCCGAUCCCGAGUAGCAAAGGCAUUAGUGGUCUCAAGAUCUCUAUAUCUGAUGACAGUAAAUGGAAUAAACAAAAGACAACUAGAAACCAUGGAAAAGAACAUACGAAAAUUCAUAUGGCAAGGCCAGAAAGGGCCAGUAUCAUGGGAAAGAGCGAUUCAACACCGAGACGAAGGAGGAAUAGGAGCCCCAUGUGUUAAAUCACUAUACGAGGCAACGAAAGUGAUGUGGAUAAAACGAUGGCUAACUCCAGGAGAAGAUAGACCAAAAUGGGCCUGGGCCGCAAAUGCGAUCCUCGAAGGAGCAAUAAGAUCAAGACCCAUGAUAACAAAAGACGCAAUAACAGAAUGGAUAGAACAAAGAUGGCACGAACAAGGGAACUCACCUCUCAUCCCCGAAUCGGUCAGACACAUGAUGAAGGCAGCCAGAACAUACAACGUAAAAAUCUCCAUACUCCGAGCACCUCCGGAACUUAAGGAAGCGAUGCCCGCCUUCUUCCACCCAGGAACGACAGCAAUAGCCAUCAACAACACCGAAGAAGCAAAAUGUCUGAGGGAAAACCACCGCGUGACGACAAUAGCAGACCUAACAAAAGUGACAAACAAUGAGAAUGGCCAACUAAACUCAAACUGCGAGCUAGGAACACCAAAAUGUAAGAAAAUAGCAGAAAAGCUGAUUAACAACUUACCAGAACUAUGGAACCCGAACAGUGGAUCGCCACACAAGAACAACCUAUACCAUACAGUAGAACAGAAAGAAGAGUACGCUCACUGGAACAUACGCACAAGACCAAUACCCUUCAACCCAGACCCCGGAGACGGAAAGACCACCUUAGAGAAUGUAAGGAUCUUUGGAAAGAGACGAGGAUAUACACAGAAGAUAAGAAUAGCAACAAUCUACGUACCAAAUGACAGAAUAGAAAAGAUUAAUGCACUAAACACCCUAAGAGAAGAGAUCAGGAAAACAGAAAAUGCGCACAAGAUAAUACUCACAGGAGACUUCAACAUGGUAGAGGAAGAACGCGACCGCUACCCAAUACACGAAGAUGACAAACAAGUCUGCAAGACAAUGAAAAAACUAAAAACCAACUUAGGACUGAUAGACGGCUGGCGAGAGACUCAUGAAGACGAUAUCGCAUUCACCUGGAAAGGAAAGAGUGGCGAAGAGGCUGUGUUUGCCCGAAUCGACAGAAUUUAUGCAUCAGCGAGAAUGAUGCACCUAAUGAACGAAUGGGAAAUAAAGGAAAUAGAAUCUCAGAUAUCAGACCACCAAGCAGUAACAGUGAAAAUACUUGAACCGGACCCGCCUCUCAUUGGGAAAGGGGAGUGGCGACUAGCUCUACACACCAUGGAACAUAAACACUUCAAGACCGAAGCUGAAAUUGUCCUCAAUAAAGCCGCAAGAAGUAUUGAAAAAUACCACCGAAUCGAAUAUCGCACAAGCAAGAACCCAGAACUGCUAAAACACGAGAGGAUGAGAAUAAACCCGCAGAUGAUAUGGGAAAACUACAAACAGGGCAUAAGAAGAGCGGCAAUGGAAGCAGAAACCAUAAGAAAUAAAGCAAUCAGAAAGGAAAUAAAUGAGUACCAAAGGCAGGCACGGAAGAUACGAGUACAAAUGAAAAAGGGGAGAGGUAUCGAAGAACAGAAAACCCUCAGAAAGGCAUUAGACGAAGCAGAGAAGAAGAUAAGCAAGACAAAAACCAAAUUUCGAGAGAAAGCAGAAGCGACAAUCGAGGCCAAAUGGCUAAAAGCAGAGGAAAGAGCAACAAAACUAUGGAAAAAUGGAAUGAUCCUAGCGCUAGAUCAAGAAAAGGCAUACGACAGAAUCGACCACAAGUACUUGUGGGAAGUAAUGGAGAAGUUUGGACUCCCAAAAAACUUCAUACAAAAAGUCAAGAACCUAUACACUAAUGCAGAAACAGCAAUACGACUAAACGGCUGCGUAACCGAACCCUUCCCUAUCAAACGCGGAGUAAGACAAGGCGACCCCCUCUCAUGUCUAUUAUACAAUAUCGCCAUAGAACCACUAUUUGAACUCAUAAGACAGUCUGAUAUCAGAGGGAUACAGAUACACAGAAGCACCACAAAUGCAAGACUAUCAGCAUAUGCUGAUGACACAACCGUGUUCCUAUGCGAAGAUGACAACCCAGAGAUACUGAUGAACUGCAUAGACAUCUUCUGCAAAGCAUCAACAGCAAAGUUCAAUCAAGAAAAGACAGAAAUAAUACCAGUAGGAACGAAAGACUACAGAGCAAACCUAUAUGAGAACCGCAAAUUCGGCGAUUGGCAAAUCCCAGACACCAUACGAAUAGCGAGAGACAAAGAAGCAAUAAGAAUCCUAGGAUCCUGGCAAGGAAAUGAUGUCAAUGCGAAUGCCAAGUGGGAAGAAAUAAUAGAGAAGCAAACAAGGAUAAUGAUGCUGUGGG
Acaulospora colombiana is the source of this 2468-nucleotide messenger RNA. Lineage: Eukaryota; Fungi; Glomeromycota; Glomeromycetes; Diversisporales; Acaulosporaceae. The record is from the annotation of a GenBank genome assembly.